AUGGCUGCGAGAAGCUUCCCGGAGGCGGGGCGCAACGCACUCCGGGCAGGGCUGCCAUGGUCUCGCCUGGCCAUCUUCCGGCCAGACCCGUGGCCGUUCGCGGACGGGAGCUUCGACUGCGUGGUGCUCGCGUUCCUGCUGCACCACGUCUCCGGCGGGGACGCCGGCUGCGGGGCGGUGCUCCGCGAGGCGGCGCGGGUGGCCCACGGCAGGGUGCUCGUGCUCGAGGACCAGCCGGGGGCCGCGGGCUCCGAGGCGGCGCGGCGCCUGGCGUGGCGGGUGACCGAGGAGCACUUCCGCCCCUUCGGCCAGGACCCGGCCGAGUGGCUCGCCGCCGUGCGGCCCGACGAGGCCUGGCGGCGGCUCUUCGCGGAGGCGGGCCUGGAGGUGCGGCGGGCCCGGCCCGUGCCCGGGACCCUGCGGCACCCGGUGCCCCACGUCGCCUAUGAGCUGGCCAGACAGGGCUGA
This is a messenger RNA of Prorocentrum cordatum, 468 nucleotides long. NCBI's taxonomy places the organism in Eukaryota, Dinophyceae, Prorocentrales, Prorocentraceae. The record is from the annotation of a GenBank genome assembly.